CCCGUUAGCAGCUCGGCCGUCCGCUCGUGGCUUUGCCUGUGCGCUGGCGGAGAAACAGAUGUAUACAUACACUUUUGGAGGAGCGGUCGACGCCUAGUAAUUUUUUUUUCUUAGCCCACGAGGGUGCCCGUGUAGUCUUCGUAAAGCCCAAAUUGGUUCUGUUUUUGUUUUUUAAAGAGGAAAGUCCAACCCCAUAAGCGUGUUCAGCGUCGGGCUAGAGAGAGAGAGAGAAAGAGAGAGAGAGAGGGACUGGAGGUCCUACGCUUGUAACGGCGCGAGUGUUCGAGAGGCAGUCAGGAGGGCGCGGCGUCCUAGGAAAGUGCAGGAUGAAGCGUCGAAACGAUCCCCACUAGUACAGCCGGCAGCUCUACCCUCAAGGAUCUAGCUAGAUGGGGCGUCACGCGUAGAAGGAGGAGGAGGAAGGAGGAAGGAAGAGAAGCAACGCAGGAGGCAACGCGGGAGGCUUCGACGGCGAAACACUAAUCUCACUUGGUCUCCUACUGCCAUCAUUGCAAGGCAGUCUACCCGUCUAGUUGUGUAUAUUUGUAUGGUGAAGAUGCAGGCGGUGCAGUCGGCGCUGGCCAUCCGGCGGCAGAGGUCGCGGCGGGAGGAGAGGCGGCUGGCGAAGGAGCGGCGGGAGAGCCAGGGGUCGCUGUCCACGCCGCGCCCCUCGCUCGUCAGCCUGGACGGCCGCGUGUACUUCAACGAGGAGAAGGAGAACAAGCGGCUGUUCGGCCAGGUGACCAUGUUCCACGUGGGGCUCGUGUUCAUCGUGAUCGGCCUCAUGCUCACCAUCACGUCGCUGGUGCCCGGCUACGUGAAGAGCACGACGCCCGAGCGCCGCAGCGACCUCCUGGGCACCGGCUGCUUCUGCGUGUUCCUCGGCGGCCUGCUCACCACCAUCAGCCGCUUCGUGUCCAACAACGAGGAGAAGGAGCUCAACCAGUACAUCAAGGGCCGGCUGGGGCGCUCCAAGUCGGGCCACCGGCUGGUGCGCGACGCCGAGAGCGGCCUGCCCACGCCCACCAGGGAGCGCCGGAACAAGCCGCAGCAGAACGGCGUCACGCCGCCCGCCACGCUCGAAACGGCCGGCAAGAGCGGACUCAAGCCGCGGCCGGAGGCCGAACGCAAGCAGGAGAGCCCGACGUCGAUGACGCAGGAGCCUGGCGGCAGCUCGUCCCCCGUCAGCGACGUCAGCGGGAUGAUGUCGUCGGCGUCGCUGGAGCCCGUCCUCUCGCGCAUCCUGGAGGAGGACGAGGAGAUGGAGCCCGACGCCGCCACGGAGCCGCUGGACUCGACCCCCGAGUCGUCCCUCACACCUACCUCGCCGCUGGAGACUCAAGGACUACUGGACCGACACCACUCCACGCCCAGGAAAGGCUCCAAGUCGUCCUCCAAGAGCUCGAGUAAGAGCUCAAGACACUCGGGCGUGUAGACCGAGGGCCGACCCUCACCCCUAGCGCUGCCGCGGCGCCCCCGACCAAGUCCGCGCCCGCUGCAGCCUCCCUCCAGGUGCCCCCCCCCCCCCUAGAAGAGAGAAAAGAAAAUAGGAAAAAAAGAUAUUUUGGGUGUCGCUGUUGAUCGGCGGCACUUUUUUCCGACGCCUUUCCGAGCAUCGGAAUGUCUCCUUAUCCAAAGGUGUCAAAAAAGUCUUCGUGUAACCUCUCCUACUUGUCUCCCAAAAGCUGAUCAAAGAGAUUGAUUUACUUCACUUUUUUUAAUCGAGGAUGAGUAAGCAUGUAAGAAAACACUAUAUAAGUUUCUACUCGAAGUGAAGAUUAUAUUUUUAUGUAACAUUUUCGCACAACUUUUCAACUCUAUUUUGGUAAUGAUUUGGACCAAAAUUUGAUUUUGUAUAGUUAUUAAAGAACAGACCUUGACACUCUCAACAACUUCCAGUAACUUGAGUUCAACACUAGAAAAAACAUUAAAUGUACAUAGCCCUAUACAUAUAAAACCCAUAAUUACAUGAUUAAUGAUACAUAUUGCUCCUAGUAUCAGGAACCCACCAAAUACUAGAGGAAACAUCUUACAACUUAGCUAAAACUGGUCUCUAUUGACUAGUGCGAAUUUUCAGUAUAUUAUUCGAAUCUUCGUUAAAGAAUAAAACUUUAUAUAUAUAUUUUUAAACAGGAAGAAUAGCUUAUAAUGAAGACAUUUUUUCAUUCCUUUUUUUUUAAUCCUGCUUAGCGCUUGUAAUAAAAUCUUUCUGUUCGUAGUCAGUGAGCAGGGGUUGGGACGCAGCUCAUGAAAACACUCCAGUGAUGUCAUUAUUUCACUUUUAAAAAAAUAACUAUAAUUAGAACCAAAUUUAAAGUGUGGUGCGCUACGUCUGUUAAGGAAUAGGUAGACUGUAAAAAAAAAAAAAAACAAGUAAUUCAUUUAUUCGAUCUCUCUGACGUAAAAUUAUUAACCAUUUUGAGCGAAUAUUAACCAUUUUGAGCGAACAAAUUCGUUGAAUUAGAGAUUAAGUAGAAGCUGAAGAGUCCAUUGAGAGACAGAGAAGGGAACGGACUGGAACGAGAAGAAAGUGGCCUGGAAUGUAGUUGAUUUAAGUGCCUUGGUAGAGUCAUAAAUUUUCAAAGGUUAGAUGAAUAGUCUUAGAUAGGUCUUUGAAGUUACUGACAUCACGCCUUCGCUUUUUUAUCUCUCUCUCUCUCUCUCUGUCUAUCUUUCUCUCUCUCAAUCGGUCCAUCUGCCUCUCUCUCUGUCUAUCUUUCCUAUUUUAGUCUCUCUCUUUCUCUCUCUCUCCCUCUCUC
This is a messenger RNA of Penaeus indicus, 2759 nucleotides long. RefSeq lists its product as uncharacterized. The record is from RefSeq and is a predicted model, not a curated record. The coding region runs from base 548 to 1435 and encodes 295 amino acids. The transcript has 3 exons. Lineage: Eukaryota; Metazoa; Arthropoda; Malacostraca; Decapoda; Penaeidae.